AUGCCUUUGGAGGAAAGCGCCUCCGGGCUGGGCGGCGGCGGCGGCGCUCCGGCUCGCUCGGGCCUGCUGGCGGCGGUGCUGGCGGCGGUGUGGUGGGGGCUGCCGUCGGGCAGCGCGGCCCAGCCCUACCACGGCGAGAAAGGCAUCUCGGUGCCGGACCACGGCUUCUGCCAGCCCAUCUCCAUCCCGCUGUGCACCGACAUCGCCUACAACCAGACCAUCCUGCCCAACCUGCUGGGCCACACCAACCAGGAGGACGCCGGGCUGGAGGUGCACCAGUUCUACCCGCUGGUGAAGGUGCAGUGCUCGCCCGAGCUGCGCUUCUUCCUGUGCUCCAUGUACGCGCCCGUCUGCACCGUCCUGGAGCAGGCCAUCCCGCCCUGCCGCUCCCUGUGCGAGCGCGCGCGCCAGGGCUGCGAGGCCCUCAUGAACAAGUUCGGCUUCCAGUGGCCCGAGCGGCUCCGCUGCGAGAACUUCCCCGUGCACGGCGCUGGCGAGAUCUGCGUGGGCCAAAACACCUCGGACACCUCCGGGGGAGGGGCGGCAGGGGGAGGCCCCGGCGGAGGGGGCACCGGGCGCCCCGGCGGAGGGGCCACGGCCUACCCCACCGCCCACCUGCCGGAUCCCCCCGCCCACCCCUUGCCCCCUACCAGCUACGCCUUCUCUUGCCCCCGGCAGCUCAAAGUGCCCCCCUACUUGGGCUACCGCUUCCUGGGCGAGCGGGACUGCGGGGCCCCUUGCGAGCCAGAUUUGCCCAACGGGCUGAUGUACUUCAAGGAGGCCGAGGUGCGCUUUGCCCGCCUCCUGGUGGGCAUCUGGUCGGUGCUGUGCUGUGCCUCCACCCUCUUCACCGUCCUGACCUACCUGGUGGACAUGAGGCGCUUCAGCUACCCGGAGCGGCCCAUCAUCUUCCUCUCGGGGUGCUACUUCAUGGUGGCCGUGGCCUACGUGGCAGGCUUCCUGCUGGAGGACAAGGUGGUGUGCGUGGAGCGUUUCUCUGAGGACGGCUACCGCACCGUGGUGCAGGGCACCAAGAAGGAAGGCUGCACCAUCCUCUUCAUGAUCCUCUACUUCUUUGGCAUGGCCAGCUCCAUCUGGUGGGUCAUCCUUUCGCUCACCUGGUUCCUGGCGGCCGGCAUGAAGUGGGGCCACGAGGCCAUUGAGGCCAACUCCCAGUACUUCCACCUAGCCGCCUGGGCCGUGCCCGCCAUCAAGACCAUCACCAUCCUGGCCAUGGGGCAGGUGGACGGUGACGUCCUCAGCGGCGUCUGCUACGUGGGCAUCUACAGCGUGGAUGCCUUGCGUGGCUUUGUCCUGGCCCCACUCUUCGUCUACCUCUUCAUCGGCACCUCCUUCCUCCUGGCCGGCUUCGUGUCCCUCUUCCGCAUCAGGACCAUCAUGAAGCACGACGGCACCAAGACCGAGAAGCUGGAGAAGCUCAUGGUGCGGAUUGGGGUCUUCAGCGUCCUCUACACAGUGCCGGCUACCAUCGUCCUGGCCUGCUACUUCUACGAGCAGGCCUUCCGGGACACGUGGGAGAAAACCUGGCUCCUGCAGAGUUGCAAGAGCUACGCCAUCACUUGCCCCACCAACUUUGCCCCCAUGAGCCCCGACUUCACCGUCUUCCUGAUCAAGUACCUCAUGACCAUGAUUGUGGGCAUCACCACCGGCUUCUGGAUCUGGACUGGCAAAACCCUCCAGUCCUGGCGGCGCUUUUACCACAGACUCAGCACGGGAAGCAAAGGGGAGACUGCAGUAUGAGGGUCACAUCCCCCAAGGAAAGUGUGGGGGGUUGUGGGGAAGGAAGAGGGUUGCUCCUUCAAGCUCUGCCUUUUCUUCUUUCCAAGAGAGAACCAUUGACACUCAAUGGACCUUCUGACUUGGGGGUUCCCCUUGCUUGCCAAGUUGAAGAGUGCAAAAUAAGUGUCCUUCUUUUUAAGACUGCUCUUCAGGACAGUCAAUGUCUUUCUUCUCCCUCCCGCACCCUCGUGAACAUUUCUUUACUUUUCUCCCCCCCCCCCCCCCUUUAAUAAGUACUGCAGUAUCUGUUCAAAGGGAAAUGCUGGAAUUGUGGCAAGGAUGGAAGUUCUUUUAUAGGGGAGGGAGAAAGGAGAGAAAAGCAAAUGUAUCAUUUCUUUUUACAAAACUGUGAUUACAUCCAUGUAUUCCAGUGGUGUCAAAUUGAAACUCUGCUAGGCCAUGCCACCGCCACACACAGACAAAGAAAUCUCCAGAGUCCUAACUCAAUUGUCUUUCUGAUCACAUCCAGGCAGGUACUAAGUAAUUUUGGGGUGUGUUCUCCCCCCCCCCCAAAAGGAUGAUGCCAAGUAAAGUCUUCCAAUAAAUUGUGUUACUCUAGCAGUGCAAUCCUAUUAAUGUUUACUUAGAAGUAAGCCCUCUUGAGUUAAGUGGGACUACCGCCCAGGGAUCGCAGCCUAUGCGUGCUUUUCUUGGGGUGUAAGACAUGUUGAACUCGAUGGGGCUUAAACCUCUGAGUGUACACGCAUAGGCUUUGGCUGUAGAUGGGGG
This is a messenger RNA of Elgaria multicarinata webbii, 2529 nucleotides long. It is a transcript of the gene FZD7, whose product is annotated as frizzled class receptor 7. Gene Ontology annotation, biological process: canonical Wnt signaling pathway; non-canonical Wnt signaling pathway. NCBI's taxonomy places the organism in Eukaryota, Metazoa, Chordata, Lepidosauria, Squamata, Anguidae. The transcript has 2 exons. Gene Ontology annotation, cellular component: plasma membrane. The record is from RefSeq and is a predicted model, not a curated record. Gene Ontology annotation, molecular function: Wnt receptor activity; Wnt-protein binding. Bases 1 to 1761 code for a protein of 586 amino acids.